Bombus pyrosoma is the source of this 2645-nucleotide messenger RNA. It is a transcript of the gene Pak3, whose product is annotated as serine/threonine-protein kinase PAK 1. The coding region runs from base 589 to 2100 and encodes 503 amino acids. Gene Ontology annotation, biological process: regulation of axonogenesis; intracellular signal transduction; protein phosphorylation. Gene Ontology annotation, cellular component: cytoplasm. Gene Ontology annotation, molecular function: ATP binding; protein serine/threonine kinase activity. NCBI's taxonomy places the organism in Eukaryota, Metazoa, Arthropoda, Insecta, Hymenoptera, Apidae. The transcript has a single exon. The record is from RefSeq and is a predicted model, not a curated record.
CUAUUGAAGUAUAUAAUUAUUUAGAUAUGUAUAUGUAUAUGAUAAGUAGUUAUACAAGUAAGCAGAACGUUUACAUGGGACAACUCGUGUAACUAUUUAUUUUACAUAUAUAUUUAAAUAAUUUAAUUUAAAUUUCCCUCCUGAAUGUAUAUUGCAUUUCUUAAAGUGAUUCAUUGUCUAAUAAUUCUAUAUUCACAGAUCUGUGUAGAGGUGCAACGAGAGAUGCGAAUAAAAAGAGUCAUCUACUUGAAUUUAUACAGAAUUAUUAUAUGUACAGGAGUGUACUAUAAUUAUUUGAUAUUUAAUAUCUCAAGUAGCCGCAGCAAACUAAAAUUGUCAAUUUUAAAUUGUUUCCGUUUGAAGUGUCUCUUUUUCGAAUUGUACCGCCACUAGUCGAAUGACGUAUGUACGUCACACUAAACACGCCUUUAAUCGCAUUUGAUGCCUUGUCGAUAGAUAGACGAGUCAUAUUAUGAUGAGAAUUGCGAUUUAAAAGUGACCGUUUCUUCUUCUCCUUUCAUCUUUUUUAAAAAAGUCGCAAUACGUCGUAGAAGGGAACGCGUUAAGUGCGCGAAACUGCGCGCUAAAAUGAGUCUUAAUAUAACAAAGUUAUUUUCAAGGAAGAAAACUGGCCCGGUUGAUACAGUCGCUGAGAUUGGUUUACCUACUAACGUUUCUCAUAAAUUUCAUGUGAGUAAAAAUGCCGAGACUGGACAAUUGGAAGGUCUUCCCGAAUCUUGGAUUCGCCUGUUGAAUACGCAAAUAUCAAAAUCAGAACAGGAUGAGAACCCUGCUGCAGCUUUACAAGCCAUUAAAUAUUAUAAUUAUUCUAUGAAACGAAAACCAGAGGAAAAAGUAUUUAAACCUUUUGUUACGGAAGAUUUGAUCGAGGAAGAGUCUCAAGAAAUUGAUAAAAUUUUGUCGAAGAAACGUCACUCUGAAGAUUCUGAUGGAUCGAGCUCUGCAAGUUCUACGGAUAGUCAAGUGCAAAGGUUACCCGAACUUCCACCAAAAGUGAAUAAGAUUCCAAAACCCACACCACGAAUAUAUCCUGAUAGGGUUGAGAAAACUCUUACUGAGAUUCUUGAAGAUUUAAAUACAUAUCAAAUUGAAGAUGAUCAGUUGCCUGAGAAUGAAAGUGAACAAAAUAAAGUAGAAGAGAGUCCUAUUUUGCGAAGGAAGACAGAAUGUUCAACGGUAAGGCUUAAUGAUGAAGAGAUUUUUGAAGAACUUCGAGCUAUCUGCCACGAUGGAGAUCCAAAUCUUCGCUUUGAAAAAACUAAAGAAGUUGGAGCUGGUGCUUCAGGUACUGUAUUCAUAGCUAGCGACGUACAAACUGAUCAAAAAGUUGCUAUAAAAGACAUAGAUUUAUCAAAGCAGCCUAAAAAAGAACUUAUAUUGACUGAAAUUAAAGUUCUCAAAGAAUUUCAACAUCCAAACCUGGUUAAUUUCUUGGAUGCAUACCUUUUAAAUGAACAUCUCUGGGUUAUUAUGGAAUUAUUAGAAGGUGGGCCACUUACAGAUGUUGUUACUGAAACUAUAAUGAAAGAAGCACAAAUUGCAGCAGUUUGUAGAGAAGUUCUAAACGCAAUUAGUUUUUUACAUACAAGAGGAAUUAUUCAUAGAGAUAUCAAAUCAGAUAAUGUACUUCUUGGUAUGAACGGUGCUGUGAAAGUUACAGAUUUUGGUUUUUGUGCUAAUAUCGAUGGUGACGAAAAACGUCAAACUAUGGUUGGUACUCCAUACUGGAUGGCACCAGAAGUAGUGACCAGAAAACAAUAUGGUAAAAAAGUAGAUAUUUGGUCUUUAGGUAUUAUGGCUAUUGAAAUGAUAGAAGGUGAACCACCUUAUAUGAAAGAAACACCUUUAAGAGCUUUAUAUUUAAUUGCUGCCAUUGGUAAACCUUCUAUUCCUAGGUGGGAUACUCUAAGCCCGACAUUUCAAAACUUCUUAGAGAGAUGUUUGGCAGUUGAAGUCGAUGAAAGGGCAACUGCUGAUGAAUUAUUGUCUCAUCCAUUUUUAGAAAAUUGCGCAGAAUUAACAAGUCUGAUACCCUUAAUAAGAACAGCGCAAAGAAUUCUUCAUAAAGUGUUUCACUAAAUAAUUUUUUUUUUUUUAAGUAGAAAUCAAACAUCUAUUUUUAUUUUCAAAUACAUGUAUUUAGUUUCUUGAAUAUAUGUGUAGCAUUGCAUUUAUAUUAUCUAUACAAUGCAAAAGCAUCCUAUAUACUGCAUAUAAUUUAGAUAUAUGUAGUGCAGUGAUUUUAUGUAUUUUAUAUAUGACCACCUAUUAUAUUUAUAUCAAUGUUACCAAAUUUGUAAUAGAAAUAGUAUAAGUUAUAGCAAUGAAAAAAUUACUAGAAGAUUUAAAAUCUAAUUUUUAAAAAGUAGUUAUUCAUUUAUUGCAGUAACUUUCAUAACACAAUAUAUGUGAUAGGUUAAUCUCUAUUGCUUCAGUCAUUGAAAAAGUUAUCAUUAAUGUAAAUUAUUAAUGAUCAUUUCAUGUGCAAUACCUAUCGUGGAAGCUCAAUGUCUUUUUUAUAUUUUCUUUUUUCUCAUAAAAAAAAAAGGUGCAAUCUGCCAUUAACUUUAAAACACAGUAGGUGCAGGAAGAAUACAAGUCAACGUCAUUGUGCUAAAAAUAUA